Sciurus carolinensis (gray squirrel) is the source of this 1850-nucleotide messenger RNA. Its product is annotated as dolichyl-diphosphooligosaccharide--protein glycosyltransferase subunit 4. The record is from RefSeq and is a predicted model, not a curated record. Gene Ontology annotation, cellular component: oligosaccharyltransferase complex. The coding region runs from base 989 to 1102 and encodes 37 amino acids. Lineage: Eukaryota; Metazoa; Chordata; Mammalia; Rodentia; Sciuridae. The transcript has a single exon.
UUAUUAUUGCAACUUUUCUGUAAAGAUAAAAAUGUUUCCAUAAUUUUUUUAGUUAAAAAAAAUAGAAUUUCUCAUGUUGUUCCCUCAGGUACACAAUACAGUGACUUACAUACACUCCUAAGUAGCUUCAGAGAUUCUUGUAUCUUCCAGUUCCUCAAAUUCUUUCCUCCCAGGGUUUUCUUCUCUGUGAUCAGUGACCCGGAUGCUGGUCUGCAUAAAAACGGUUAUCUCCUAUGGUUCCUGUGCUCUUAAACACAGAAUGAUUUCUUAAACCACUCCUCCUUCCUCUCCCCCAACCCAACACUAAACAAUUAUACUCAGUCAAUUUGCCUUUCUGCUCCCACAAACACUUUGAAGUAAGGCUAUUUGAGCAAUAAGACAGAUCCAGACUUCCAGGACAGGAAAUGUCUCCAUCCUGAAAAAGCCCAGACAGUUUUAUCACUCCAUCGUUCCACUCCUGAAUUGCACCCACUUACCUGCGGUUUAUACCAGUCUGACCUCUUGCAUGAAUUUCAAACCUAGUUGUCUUUUAAGUUAUGUUCUUUGUCCUUUAUUUGGGCCAUCUCUCCAACAUGGUUAUUUUAUUUUUUACAUUUUACAAUGGUAUCAUGACUUGAUUUGAAGAUUUGGAGUACAUGAGUCAAUUGUAAAUGUUCACAUACCUUUCUUUGCCUAUACCUUUACCCAGCCCUUCACUCCACUCUUCUUUCCAUCCUCCAACCAUCAGCCAUGUGCCCAUAGCAACACCUAGAUUUUACAAAUCUGAUUAUUUAGCCCUAGAUAAGAGAUUAUCCAAAGCACCACUAUCGUUAAUCCCUAUAGGCUGGAUGAAUAGAGCCAGGAAAGUUACAAUGUGGUUGCUAAGAUUAUCUUCUUUAGCAAACAUUGACAUCAUGAUACAAUAUUGUUAAAUGUACUCUGGAGGUUCCGGUCCAGGUCUCCUACCUCCAACUGGUGCACAGGCAGCCUCGGAGCCAAACUGGUCAGGAUGAUCACGGACGUGCAGCUCGCCAUCUUCGCCAACAUGCUGGGUGUGUCGCUCUUCUUGCUUGUGGUUCUCUAUCACUACGUGGCGGUCAACAAUCCCAAGAAACAGGAAUGAAAGUGGCGCUUUCUCCGCCCCAGGGUUCCAGGACAUAAGCUGAGGCAAGAUGGAGGGUGUGAAGGACCUUCACACUUCACUUCAUCCCUUCUACCCAUCACAACAUACAAAGCAACUACACCUGGAUUUUUCCAAACAACUUUUAUUUCCUCAAAGUCUUCCUUAACCCUAUGGAACAAGAAACUGCCACUGAAUAGGGCCCAGUAUAGGGGCUGCUUUUCUACUCCCUUCCCUCCCCCCAAUACAAAUAUAUUUAAAAAAAAAAAUGUACUCUGGAGAUCAUUAAAGCACUAAAAAAAAAAUCCUCUCUAGACAUAAAUGAGGCCUCUUAGGAAUAUGUUUUCCAUAGUCAUUCAGACCGGAGCUUUCAAAUGGUGAUUUGGAAAAACACUUCUAUAAUCCACACGGUCACCUGGGUUGACUUUCUGGAGUGCCAAUGUUGAUAACUUAGAACAACUAAGCAAUCUUGAAACUUGCUUUGCGUGAGGAACUUGCUGCAUUUCACCCUCACAAUUUGCUUGUGCUGUCCCUCUUAGGUGUCUAUUCUGCCCAUUCACUCUGGCAAAUUCUCUUUUCAACAGAAAGGGAAAUGGAGAAUCCUCUACUGAGCCCAGCAAUAGUCUAGGGUCAGCAGGGACAAUAUAUUCAGUUACAGGCUUCACCGGCUUCUUUAUUACUGGAGUGUUCUGAUUACUACUAGAGAUCAUUUGAAACCAACCUUUAAUUGAAUAUGAAGAAAGGAACUAAG